This is a messenger RNA of Rotaria sp. Silwood1, 729 nucleotides long. NCBI's taxonomy places the organism in Eukaryota, Metazoa, Rotifera, Eurotatoria, Philodinida, Philodinidae. The record is from the annotation of a GenBank genome assembly.
AUGAAUAAUAAUAUAGACGAUAAUAUUCAUAUUGAUGAACAUAUAAUAAAAAAAUCAUCUCGUGAAUCUCAUCCAUUAACACGUAAAUCUCGUUCAAUAAGUCGUUAUUUUCUUGGUAAUAAACAUUCAAGUAUUGAUAUAACAACAAAUGAUAUAAAUAUAACACGUUGUUUAACAUCUAUUGGUAUAUUUGAUUCAUAUGAUAUAUGGACAUAUGUAACAUUAUAUCAUAAUUAUAGAACAUAUAGACGUUUAUUUAUAAUAACAAAUAAAAAUGAAUUAAUUAUAAGUAAAUCAAAUAUAAAACAAUCAUUAUUAAAAAUAAAAUAUCGUAUUAAUUUAAAUCGUAUAUGGAUAUAUACAAAUAUUGAAAAUAUAAAUGAAUCUAUUAUAAAUGAAAUAACAUCAUUAACUUAUUAUGAUUAUCAUCGAACACUUAUUAUUGGUUGGCCAUUAGGUGAAAAUUUUCUUGUUGAAUUUGAUACAAAAAAUAUUCGUGAUACUUGGUAUACACGUAUACAAUCAACUAUAAAUUUUUGGUGGCAAUUAAAUAAUUCAAAUAUUGAACAUGUUCGUGUUGUAAUUGAUCAAAAUCAAGAUUAUGAUCAAAAUAAUAAUAAUAAUACAACUCCAUUUUUAAUUCGUAAAGUAAUUAGUAUUCGACCACAAGAAACUGUUCGAGAUUUAAUUAAAAAAUGUAUUGAUGCAUGUCAUUUACGAGUAUGUUAA